AUGAUCGCCAUGCCAGUGGCGCCCGGGGCAGGGGCAACUAACCAAUUUUGUGAUGAUCCAAACGAGUUCGCCCCUGCUUCUUUCACCCUUCAACCAACAUAUCAUCAACCUCUUCAACUUCAACUUCACCGAACCACCUCCCCUUUGCCCUCCCCUCCCCGGGUCUGGCUUUCCCCACCUGUCAGAGCCGUCAUCGUCGCCCUUGCGUCAAUGAUUAUCUUGCCUGGCAACGCGCCGGGUACAGGCUGGGCCGGUGUGUACGAACGCAUGACAGUUAAUUGGGCAGUAAGACAAUUCAUUUCUGCCCAACUGAAGUAUUCCACGGUCAACAACUCGCCCCAUUACCGCCAGUCAAACUGUCCUUCCGCCGUCACCGCCUUCAUGAACUCGAAGAUCGCGCCACUGGGACUGCUCAGGGUCUCUCCUUGUAUCCCCAGGGCUCUCUUCUCCGUACCGAAAUGA
Venustampulla echinocandica is the source of this 462-nucleotide messenger RNA. RefSeq lists its product as uncharacterized. The record is from RefSeq and is a predicted model, not a curated record. The transcript has a single exon. NCBI's taxonomy places the organism in Eukaryota, Fungi, Ascomycota, Leotiomycetes, Helotiales, Pleuroascaceae. The coding region runs from base 1 to 462 and encodes 153 amino acids.